UUCUCUUGCAUAAAGGUUAGCAGCACUGAUAAUGAAAGUAAACUCAACCAGCCGUCAGUGUUUCACGUGUAAAAUCCAUUUGUUCAGCUGAAAGAUCGAUAUUGAAGCAGCAGCUUUUCUGCAAUACAAUCUGGAUUGUCGGAGCACUUUUUCAAUACUGUCUCACAGCCUGAACAAGUUUAACUUCAUACAAGCUCUUGUUUCUGCUACAGCCAGUACAUUAUGGGGGAUUUUGUUAAUUUUGUAUAUUUUCUACUGGCGGUCCUAAACUUACACACGUGUACCUCUGAUGAUAUACACUGGACCUAUAAAGCGGGGGGCUUGGACGAAGCCCACUGGGGUGAGAAGUUUCCAGACUGUGCCAAAAACCACCAGUCGCCCGUCAACAUCGAGAGAAAAAAAGUGAGACACAACAUAACCUUGCGGCCUCUGGAGCUGAGUGGAUUUGAAGGGCAGCAAGACAGCAAGUUCCUCAUGAAAAACACGGGCCAUUCCGUUCAGAUAGACUUGCCUCCCACCAUGGCUAUUACCAAAGGGCUGCCCAGCAGAUACACUGCCACUCAGAUGCACCUGCACUGGGGUGGGAUGAACCUAGAGGCCAGCGGGUCAGAGCACACCAUUGAUGGAAUGCGGUACAUGGCCGAGCUGCAUAUCGUUCAUUACAACUCCGACAAAUAUGCCAGUUUUGCUGAAGCCAAAGACAAAGCGGAUGGAUUGGCAGUACUUGCAUUUAUCUAUGAGGACGGCCACUUUGAGAACACGUACUACAGUGAUUUUAUAUCAAAUCUAGAAAAAAUACAAUUCACAGAUCAGUCAACUUACAUCUCAUCACUAAAUGUGCGUGCCAUGCUUCCUGAGAAUCUGUCCAAUUUCUUCAGAUAUCAGGGUUCUCUGACCACACCGCCGUGCUAUGAGAGCAUCAUCUGGACGGUCUACGAUACCCCGAUAACACUGUCCCUCAAUCAGAUUAGAAUAAUGGAAAACGCCUUAAUGGACCACAGGAACAAAACCUUGAGGAAUGAUUACAGGCAUGUCCAGCCUCUCAACGACAGAGUGAUUGAAGCCUCUUUCCUGCCCAGGUUUGGAGCAUUGUGCCGCCAUGAAGACAUCGAAACCAAACUAGCAAAGAUAGAGCAAAUGAUACAUGACCUUGGGAAGCAGAUACGGCGAGGCUCAGUCCGACACAGCAGGCUCCAGGAUCACACAGAGCAGACAUACAUUGCCCCCCUUGCAUUCCAUUUCACAGAGAAGAGUUUCAUGAGCUACGCACAGGUGCACCUGGUGCACAGCAUGGAGCUCCGCUCGUUCACGGCCUGCAUGCAUGUCAAGGCCGGGACCACUGGGGUCCACACCAUCCUCUCCUACUCCGGCUUCCAGAACGACAACGAGCUGGUGAUCAGCACGGGGGCCGAAGUGGGGCUCUGGAUAGGAGGCCACUUUGUGAACUUCCCUCUGAACCACAGAUCCCAGGAAGUGCUGCACUAUUGCAUCACGUGGGCCUCCCACUCCGGAGGAGCCGAGCUGUGGGUCAAUGGGGUGGUGGGAGAGGAGAAGCAUGUUAGAAGUGGCUACGUCCUUCAGUCUGGAGGGACCUUCAUACUCGGUAAAGACCAGGACGGGAUUUUGGGGAUCUCUGAAUCCGAUUCUUUCGUUGGUCACAUGAGUGAUGUGAAUAUCUGGGACUACAUCCUGAGCUCAUCAGAAAUCAGAGAGCUCAUGAAAUGCAGCAACGUACGCAGUAAAGGGAAUGUGGUGGGCUGGGGAAUUCACAGAGUGGAUCUCUUCGGAGGGGUAAGGCUGGAAAGAGACACUAGGUGUGGUUGAUAUAAGUUUAAAGUUGAAACUCAAACUUUCUCUACUGUGAGUCUACUUAUCCUAAUGUUUUGGCUGAUUUCUAGAAAUGCACAUAAAUGCAUUGAGGAGUGUUUUGUAUCCCAGGAGCCCGUGCUGUACUGCAAUAAUGUUUGUUUUAUCUAAUCUAUAUUUGCGUCAAUACGAAAGUAUAUGGAUAUGAUUUUUACAUUUCAAAUAAUUCCGAAUUGAAUAUUGUCAGUGACGACUCUUGUAGAAAAUUGUUUGUGUCGCUCAGUAUUUGGAAAUCAAAAAAUGUAAAUGAAACUUUUCAUUAAGAAUUUCAAUAAAGAUUCUGUGUCUGUU
Messenger RNA from Acipenser ruthenus (sterlet), 2157 nucleotides. RefSeq names its product carbonic anhydrase 6-like. Gene Ontology annotation, molecular function: zinc ion binding; carbonate dehydratase activity. The transcript has 10 exons. The coding region runs from base 223 to 1824 and encodes 533 amino acids. The record is from RefSeq and is a predicted model, not a curated record. Lineage: Eukaryota; Metazoa; Chordata; Actinopteri; Acipenseriformes; Acipenseridae.